Molecule: messenger RNA, 879 nt
Organism: Pestalotiopsis fici W106-1
Lineage: Eukaryota; Fungi; Ascomycota; Sordariomycetes; Amphisphaeriales; Sporocadaceae
Exons: 4
Coding region: 1-879 (292 amino acids)
Source: RefSeq, a predicted model, not a curated record
AUGGACACUCAGGGAUAUACUAAAAUUGCCGCUUUCAUGGCAGAACACCCCGAAGACGUCAUGGUCCGACGUUUUGCAAACCUCAAUCUACAAAACAUUCUCUAUUUACAAGCUGAAAUCGUGGGGCUAGAAAAGGAUCUACGAGCGCUUGAAGCCAAAAACAACAGUUCAGAAGACCGAGAUAGGCGAACAUUUGCCUUGGACUGGUAUACGCUCGCUCACAUGCACAAUGCGCCCGACUCGGGACAGCAAUGGGAAAAGUGGCAGCAGCUCCGCAAGGUACUCAAGGAAUACAAUGAUGCUGUAUUCCAGUACUGCCAGAUUUCAAAGUUUCCUGGUCCUGAGCCACACGAGCUACAUAAAUUCCAGAGCUGGCUGAGAGAGCCAAGACUAGGCGGCGUAUACCUUGUCGGUCGCGAUCAUGAUACCUGGGCACAGGGCGCAGACCUCAUGUCUCUCUCCUCUCCGCUCCACCCCAACCGCAUCUCCAGAUUCAUUACUAACAAGGUCUUGCCUGUAUAUCACCACUUUGUUAAUAGCGCCAUGAUGGAUAGGGUCCGCCAGAGCCUUUCGCGGUCGAAUCGGCCAACACGGCCGAGUCAUGCGGACGCUGAUAUCGUCACAUACGAAGACUCUCGUCUGAUUGCGGUUUCCAAUUUCAUCUGCACUGUCAUUGCCUCUCUGUUGCCCAUUCUUGCAAUCAUCGUUCUAUACUUUGUCGAGAAUAUGGGUAGUCGACUAGGAUUGGUUGGCGUAUUCAGCGUUGUUUUCUCGAGUGCCUUGUGGUUCAUGAAUGAUGGAGAGUUGGUCGAAGUUUUUGGCGCGACUUCAGCGUUUGCCGCCGUCCAAGUUGUGUUCAUCGGUACAAGUUCUACUUAG